This is a messenger RNA of Talaromyces amestolkiae, 828 nucleotides long. RefSeq lists its product as uncharacterized. The transcript is spliced from 2 exons. The record is from RefSeq and is a predicted model, not a curated record. Gene Ontology annotation, cellular component: fungal-type cell wall. Gene Ontology annotation, biological process: fungal-type cell wall polysaccharide metabolic process. Bases 1 to 828 code for a protein of 275 amino acids. NCBI's taxonomy places the organism in Eukaryota, Fungi, Ascomycota, Eurotiomycetes, Eurotiales, Trichocomaceae.
AUGGCAUUCAUCCGAUCAACUGUGGUCGCAGUUCUUGCGACAGCGACCAUAGCAACAGCAGCAACAAGUGGAACAGGCAAAAGAGGUCUUGCAUAUAACAAUAAUAACGUUUAUGGCAACGCAUCCUAUGCGAAUGAAUUCUUUGCCAACUCGUCUCAAGUGACUUGGGGCUAUGAUUGGGGUUAUCCCUCAUGGAACCUAUCGUCUGUUUUCGAGUUCGUCCCUAUGCUUUGGGGAUUACCCUCCGGCAAUGAUCCAGAUUGGACGGCCGCAGUUAAGACGGCCGGCACAGUUAAUAUCCUCGGAUUCAAUGAGCCAGAUCUCACAUACUCCGGCUCCUCCAAUAUCCUCCCUGCCAACGCCGCUCAAGGCUAUUUGACCUACAUGCAGCCCUACGCCGACAUCGUUCGAAUUGGUGCCCCCAAUGUCCUCUGGAACAACUACGACAGCACUUCGUCUGGCGGUGAUUACAGCUCCCGAGUAUGGACAAGCUAUUUCAUGGGCAACUGCACUGGCUGCCAUUUCGACUUUGCUUGCAUUCACUGGUACCAGGACUGUGAACCUGGAAAUGGCGAGUCGGGCGCAGAUUGGUUCACAAGUAACGUCACCGAUGCUUAUAAUACGUUGCAAUUGCCCAUUUGGAUCACGGAAUUUCAAUGCUACGGAAGUGACGAUCAGCAGGCAACUUUCCUGGAAAGUGUUAUUCCUUGGUUGGACAGCCAGGACUACGUUGAGAGAUAUGCUUACUUUGGGGUCUUCCCUGACUAUUUGCUCGAUGAUGCUGGCGAUGCUCUGAGCGCCUCUGGACAAGCUUACGUCUCAUCAUAA